This is a messenger RNA of Lineus longissimus, 420 nucleotides long. RefSeq names its product putative nuclease HARBI1. The transcript has a single exon. Lineage: Eukaryota; Metazoa; Nemertea; Pilidiophora; Heteronemertea; Lineidae. The record is from RefSeq and is a predicted model, not a curated record. Bases 1 to 420 code for a protein of 139 amino acids.
AUGUCGCGUCGGGAUGGUGAAGAAAUAUUACUUGGGGAUAGUGGAUACCCUGUUCGACCAUGGUUGAUGACUCCGUUUCUUAACCCCGAGACAGCAGCACAACGUCGCUACAACAAGUCCCACAAGAAAACGAGGUGCCUUGUUGAGAGGGGAAUUGGUCAAUGGAAACGACGGUUCAACUGCCUGCAUGGUCAACUCAGAUACAGCCCACAGAAAUCAUGCGAGAUAAUUGCGGUGUGUACAGCCCUUCAGAACAUUGCAGUUAACAGAGGACUGCCAGACUUCGAGGAUCUGCCUAUUGAGCAUCAGCAGCCACGGCAACCACAACCUGAUGAUGACCACGAAAAUGUUGCUGUACUUCCAGAUAGACCAAAUGGAGCUGCCGCCAGGAACGACAUUGUGAACAAUCACUUCCAGUAA